AUGAGUGCUCGUGAUGGCGCUGGUGGCGUCGGUGGCAUGGGCACCCUCGGUCGGCGGCAGCGCUUUGAGAACUCAGAGUUCACUGUCCGCAUCUACCCAGGCGCCCUGGCUGAGGGCACCAUCUACUGCCCGAUCAGUGCUCGCAAAUCCACCACCGCCGCUGAGGCCAUCGAACGUGUCAUCGACCGCCUGCAGCUGGACCGCACCAGGUGUUACGUUCUGGCUGAGGUGAAGGAGUUCGGUGGAGAAGAAUGGAUUCUGAACCCCAGCGACUGCCCCGUGCAGAGGAUGAUGCUCUGGCCUCGUGUGGCACUAGAGCACCGCCCCCUGUCUGGCGGCGAGGAUUACCGCUUCCUCCUGCGGCAGAAGAACCUGGAUGGUUCCAUUCACUACGGUGGCAGCCUCCAGAUGUGGCUACAGGUCACAGAGGAGCGCAGGCGCAUGGUGGAGCGUGGACUGCUGCCACAGCCUGAACCUCAGGGCGACCACGCAGAUCUGUGCCACCUACCGGAGCUCAACGAGCGCUCGCUGCUGGACAACCUGCGCUCACGCUUCCGCAACGAAAAGAUCUACACCUACGUUGGAAGCAUCCUCAUCGUCAUCAACCCCUUCAAGUUCCUGCCCAUAUACAAUCCCAAGUAUGUGAAGAUGUAUGAUAAUCAUACACUGGGAGGCUUGGAGCCACAUAUUUACGCAGUGGCGGAUGUUGCUUACCACGCCAUGCUGCAGAGACAGAGAAAUCAGUGCAUUGUUAUAUCUGGUGAGAGUGGCUCUGGGAAAACGCAAAGCACAAACUUUCUCAUUCAUCAUCUGACCGCUCUCAGCCAGAAAGGUUUUGCCAGUGGAGUGGAGCAGAUCAUCUUGGGGGCAGGGCCUGUACUAGAGGCAUUUGGGAACGCAAAGACAGCCCACAAUAACAACUCAAGUCGUUUUGGCAAGUUCAUUCAGGUGAACUACCAGGAGAGCGGCACUGUGAGAGGAGCAUAUGUGGAGAAGUAUCUCCUGGAGAAGUCGCGGCUGGUCUAUCAGGAGCACAAUGAGAGAAACUACCACGUGUUUUACUACCUGCUGGCGGGAGCGAGUGAAGAUGAGAGGACAGCCUUUCACCUCUUGAAGCCUGAAGAAUACCAUUACCUCAGUCAGAUGACAAAGAGAACCCACCGACUGCACUGGGACAGUUACUGUGAGAGUGAACCGGACUGCUUCACGGUUGAAGGAGAGGACCUGAAGCAUGACUUUGAGAGACUUCAGCUUGGGAUGGAGAUGGUCGGCUUUCUUCCUGCCACGCGUAAACAGAUCUUCUCCCUGCUGUCAGCCAUCCUCCACCUGGGCAACAUCCGCUACAAGAGGAAAACCUACAGGGACGACUCCAUCGACAUCUGUAACCCAGAGGUUCUGCCUGUCGUCUCAGAACUGUUGGAGGUCAAAGAAGAGAUGCUGUUUGAAGCUCUGACAACACGGAAGACAGUUACUGUGGGAGAGAAGCUGAUCGUUCCCUAUAAACUUGCAGAGGCUGGGACAGUCCGAGAUUCCAUGGCGAAAUCGUUGUACAGUGCUCUGUUUGAUUGGAUUGUGUUCAGGAUCAACCAUGCUCUGCUCAACAUCAAGGACCUGGAGGAGACCACCAAGAUCUUAUCCAUUGGAGUGUUGGACAUUUUUGGUUUCGAGGACUACGAGAACAACAGCUUCGAACAGUUCUGCAUCAACUUUGCCAAUGAACGUCUCCAGCAUUACUUCAACCAGCACAUCUUCAAGAUUGAACAAGAGGAAUAUAGAGUAGAGGGCAUCAGCUGGCGAAACAUCGACUACAUCGACAAUACGGGCUGCAUCAACCUGAUCAGCAAGAAGCCCACAGCGCUGUUCCACCUCCUGGAUGAAGAGUGCAACUUCCCCCAAGCAACCAAUCAGACUUUGUUGGAUAAGUUUAAGCGGCAACAUGAAGGAAACAGCUACAUCGAGUUCCCUGCUGUCAUGGAGCCCGCCUUCAUUAUCCGACACUAUGCUGGCAAGGUCAAGUACGGUGUCAAGGACUUUAGGGAGAAGAAUACAGACCACAUGCGCCCGGACAUUGUGGCUCUGUUGAAGAGCAGUAAGAACGCCUUCAUCUGCGGGCUGAUCGGCAUCGACCCAUCAGCCACCUUCCGCUGGGCGGUACUCCGAGCCUACUUCAGGGCCCUGGUGGCUUUCAGAGAGGCUGGGAAGAGACACACGCAGAAGAAGACUGGGCAUGAUGACGCUGCUCCCUGUGCAGUUUUGAAAAGUGUGGAUAGUUUUAGCUUUCUGCAGCACCCUGUGCAUCAGAGAAGCUUAGAGAUCCUGCAGAGAUGCAAAGAGGAGAAGUACAGUGUUACCAGAAAGAGUCCGCGUACACCACUGUCAGACCUUCAGGGGAGCAACACCAUCAAUGAGAGAUCGCCACGGAGUUCUCCGGGCCUCGGCUGGAAUGGGCGUGUUGGAAGGCAGAGCCGUUUAUCCUCUAGCAGCUCCACCACCACAGAAGAAGAUGGCAUCUUUGUCAACUCUGCCAGCAGCAAGCUCCUGGAGAGAGCCCACGACAUCCUUAUGAGGAACAAAAACUACAAAUCUAAGCCAGUUCUUCCGAAGCACUUACUGAAUGUCAAGUCACUGAAGUACCUCAGCAACCUGACGCUUCACGACCGCAUCACCAAGUCACUGCUUCACCUCCACAAGAAGAAGAAACCACCCAGUAUCAGCGCACAGUUCCAGGCCUCUCUCAAUAAGCUAAUGGAGACCCUGGGUCAGUCUGAGCCUUAUUUUGUCAAGUGCAUCCGUUCCAAUGCUGAGAAGCUGCCCUUACGGUUUAACGAUAACUUGGUGCUGAGGCAGCUGCGUUACACUGGUAUGCUGGAGACUGUGCGCAUCCGGCAAUCAGGCUACAACAUCAAGUACAGCUUCAAGGAUUUCGUCCAUCACUUCUGCGUGCUGUUCCCAGAAAGCACCACCGCUACCAGAGAGAGCAUCCAGCAGUGUCUGGACCAGCUAGACCUGGCACCAGAUGGUUACCAAGUUGGCAAGACAAUGGUGUUUUUGCGCGAGGGUGAGCGUCAGCAGCUGCAGGCCUCACUCCACAGCGAAGUUCUCAGGCUCAUCGUCAUGUUGCAGCAGCGAUUCAGAGCCCGGCUGGAGAGGAAGCAGUUUGUCCGGAUGAGAGAGGCAGCAAUCUGCAUCCAGAAAUGGUGGCGUCUGUACCAGCCCACAGAAGAGGAGGAUGACGACUAUGACCCUAAUGUCCAGGAGGGGGCAGCUCUGUGUCUACAGACACACUGGCGAGGUUACAGGGAACGUCAGAGGUUCAGGCUGUGCAGGGCGGCUGCUCUGGUGCUACAGAGGGCAUGGAGGUUGUGGAUGUAUCGCCGCUGCACGGCAGCUUUGGUUAUUCAGGCAGCCUGGCGCUGUCAUCAAGCCAGAGAAGCCUACUUACGUCUGUAUGCCGCUGUGAUACAACUACAGACAUUAAGCAGAGGCUACCUUGCCAGGCAGAGCUUCAGAAAACUGAGAGAACAGAAGCUGAGGGAGAAGAAGGAGCAACAGGAGGAGCUGCUUCAGCUACAGAAUGGCCAGGUGAGUCUCUCACCAGAAGAGGAGGAGCCGCCUGAGAGAAUCAUAGGUUUGGACCUCAGCAGGUGGGAGGACCGUUCCUAUGAGGAACGGGAAAGGACUCUCCAAAUCCUCAGCAGCCUUGAUGGAGCAGUUCAGGAAGAAGAGGGCUCACCUAAAGCAUACUCUGAAACACCUGCCUCAUACCCAACAUCCGCAGUGGUGGUGCGAGAGAAGACCAGAACUGUAGACGAGCCCGGCCAGAAAACCACUCGGGCCAAGAGAGAGAGCAGGCGGAUGAGAGAGCUGGAGCAGGCCAAGUUCAGCCUGGAGCUCCUCAAGGUCCGGGCAACCAGUGGUGGAGCCUCGUCCCCCUCAGAGGAGAGGCGCUGGUCUCUUGAACUGGUGCCCCCCACCACGCCGCCUCUGCGUUCACCCCAGGGCACGCCUGAUAGCCAGAGCUCCAAAGGCAGCUUUGAGCUUCUCAGUAUGGAUGACGAGGCUCCCAAGGCCAUAGAAGAGGUGACCGACAGUGAGGAUCCCUGCUCCCCUGUUGACUCAGUAUCUCCAGCACCAGAGCCAAGUGUGGAGGUCAUCUCAACAAGCCCAAAGCCAGAUGAACUGAACAGGACAUGGCCAAAAAUUGAUCUGGCAACCCCCUAUGUUACACAUCCGCCCAAAAUCGAGAACUACCUCCCUACCUUUUACGUCCCUGCUAGUGAGACCACCACGGUCAUCUCCCAUCGUCCUGCUGAAGAGCCUCAACAAAACACAGAGGCAGCCGUCUCUACAACCACCACAUCCACCACCACUGUUAUCAAGCCUCUCAAAGAAAGGCGAGAGUCAUCACGUCGUCCAGUGGUGGUGGUCAUAAGUAUGCAGAAAGAAACCCCGCUAAGUGAAGAGCUGAGCGGUAUGGUCCGUCCCCCUGUAGAGGUUCGAGAUUCGGCAGCCCAGACAGGGGAGUUGACGCCACAGAAACCAGGCCCACUCGUCAUAGAGAAGCUGGUGCGACUGAACGAGGAGAAGGAGGAGAGGCAACGUAAUCAACAACAGCAGAAUGAGAGGGAGAUGAUGGAGCAAAUAAGACAACAGAAAGAGGAGCUGGAGCGCCAGCGCCUUUUCUUUGCUCAGUAUGAGAGAGACAUGUUUGAGAAACAAAGGGGAGAAGCUCUCCAGAGGAUACAACAGAACCGGCAGGGUGGACAAGAUGUUGGCGCAACUGCCACCUCGAGCAAGCCACUGAGACCCAGCUCUCUGCUGAUUGAGAGGACAGCAGGGCAAGCUCCUUAUAGCAGAACCUGGUCAGAGUCCGCUGCCCCAUCAGCACACUCUCCUGCAGGCGUCGACAUCCAGGCCAGUGCCCCUCAUCCCCAGCUGCCUCCUCCACCUGCUUCUGUUCCCAGAGAAAGACGUAAAGACAGAAGGCCUGUCGCUGAGGGCUGGGCACCCAAACUCACCCUUGAGUCCAAAGAUGGAGGAGGGACCAGAGUGAGAGCAGCCACCAAGAAGGCUCAAAGUAAUCAGGGCACCACGGUUAGCAUGACGGAUAAGCCAGGCAACAUCUUCUUCUCUCCAAAGGACAAAGUGACAUUUACAAAGUUUGACGGUGAUGCUGUGGCUGAAGAGACGCCCGUAGCCAUUCCCAGAGAAGGACCCGCACCAGUUUCCAAGCCUUCUAAAGGAACAAAAGCGCGGGAUGUUGGCAGAGCGGGCCAAAAAAAGAAAGCCAGAAUGGCACGGACCCGCUCCGACUUCCUCACCCGCGCCCCCAUCCUUUCAGUUGGGGGCGAUUCAGACGAGGAUGACUAUGACGGUGACAGCCCCGUCAGCCCCCGACAUUACACUCUGCCCCUCUCCAAACAGAGCUCCACGGAGGCAGGCUUAGGACAGUCCUGUUUCAGUGACUCAGACAUGCCUACAAUCUCUCAAGAGGAAAAGAAGAUACACAAAGCUAUGUCAUCAGGAGAUUUAGGAAAAGUGGACACACUGCGCAAGAGCUCGCAGGAUGGAAGGGUUCGUGGAAAGAUGCGCUUCUGGGGCAAAACCAAGUAUGGUGACAAGAAGACAUCCAGAGAAAAGCUGAUUUGUGGUAGUGAUUCCUUAGAUGGAGACUAUGGAGACACUGGGCCAUUACUGGGAGAGGCAGGUCAGGAAAACAUGUCGCCUCCCUGCAGUCCCGAUCUGACGUUGGAUCGAGGGUUCAGAGACUUGAAAGAGAACAAGGAGCCUUCUCCCAAGGUGAAGCGGAGGCGCAGUGUUAAGAUCAGCAGCGUGGCUCUUGAAUCCGCUCAGUGGCAGAACGACGCCCUGCAGAUCCUCACCUGCACCAACGACUACAGGAGCAUGAACGACUUCCUUAUGAAGAAGAUCAAUGACUUGGACACAGAGGACAGUAAGAAGGACACCAUGGUGGAUGUCGUAUUUAAAAAGGCUCUGAAGGAAUUUCGCCUCAACAUUUUUAACUCCUACUCCACAGCGCUGGCGAUGGAUGAUGGUAAAAGCAUCCGCUACAAAGACCUCUACGCUCUGUUUGAGCACAUCCUGGAGAAGACCAUGAGACAGGAGCAGAGGGACUGGAGUGAGUCUCCUGUCAAAGUGUGGGUCAACACCUUUAAAGUCUUCCUGGAUGAGUUCAUGACUGAGUACAAACCGAUGGAUGGCACACUCACCAAGCCAGCACCUAAACCUGAACGUAAAAAACGAAGGAAAAAAGACGCAGACAUUGUGGAGGAGCAUAAUGGCCACAUCUUCAAGUCCACCCAGUACAGCAUACCUACGUACUGUGAAUACUGCUCAUCGCUCAUCUGGAUGAUGGACCGUGCCUGUGUGUGCAAAUUGUGCCGGUACGCCUGCCACAGAAAAUGUUGCCAGAAGAUGACCACUAAAUGCAGUAAGAAGUUCGACCCAGAGCUUUCCUCCAGACAAUUCGGAGUGGAAGUUUCUCGUCUGACAAGCGACGAGAGGACGGUGCCCCUGUUUGUGGAGAAGCUUAUCAACUACAUUGAGAUGCAUGGCCUCUACACUGAGGGAAUCUACCGGAAAUCUGGCUCCACCAAUAAAAUCAAAGAGCUCAAGCAGGGACUUGACACAGAUGUGGACAGCAUGAAUCUGGAUGACUACAACAUCCAUGUCAUUGCCAGUGUUUUCAAGCAGUGGCUAAGAGACCUGCCUAAUCCUCUGAUGACAUUUGAGCUGUAUGAGGAGUUUAUACGUGCCAUGGGUUUGCAGGAUAAAAAGGAAAUGAUCAGAGGUGUGUAUUCAGUUAUUGACCAGUUAAGCAGAACUCACCUAAACACGCUGGAGCGGCUCAUAUUUCAUCUUGUCAGGAUUGCCUUGCAAGAGGACACAAACCGUAUGUCAGCUAAUGCCUUGGCUAUAGUGUUUGCCCCCUGUAUCCUGCGCUGUCCUGACAGUAUCGAUCCUCUGCAGAGCGUCCAGGACAUCAGCAAAACAACAGCGUGUGUAGAACUUAUCAUUUGUGAACAGAUGAAUAAGUACAAAGUACGACUAAAGGACAUCAAUACCCUGGAGUUUGCUGAGAAUAAGGCCAAAUGCAGACUGACCCUCAUCCGACGGUCAAUGGGGAAGGGCCACGUACAGCGACUGAGCUACCACACACCCUCGCCUCCAGUCAGUCCCCGGCUUCCCCCUGUGACGGACGCUGUGAUAGAAGAGAGUGAGGGCGAAGAGGCAGCAGACUCGUUUUCUGAAAUCUCAGAGCAUCAGCAAGCAGCCAUGCAGCAGGAAGAGAGAGUGUUGACAGAGCAAAUUGAAAGCCUGCAGAAAGAGAAAGAGGAGUUGACUUUCGAGAUGCUGACUCUGGAGCCACGAGCAUCAGAUGAUGAGACUCUGGAGUCGGAGGCCUCUAUCGGUACAGCUGACAGCUCUGAAAACCUCAAUGUGGACUCUGAGGGAACCAUAUCUGACUUCUGUGAAAGAGGUCCAGUAUUGACUUCCCCCUGGCCUCGGAGAUCUGACGGGAAGAGCCCCCGACGCCGCACUCUCAGACGGCAGCCUGACUCCCUGGACUCUGUGGACUCCUGCUCCACUGUUUCCUCUUACUCCUCCUCAUCACACUUUAACGCUUCGUCCUCCUCCUCCUCUGCCACCACCCGGCGCUUUCGUUUUCACUCUAAAUCUCCCUCCUUAGGCUCAGGACCGGCCCAGACUCAGGCCGUGAAUGCCUCUCAUGCCUCUCGCUGUGACAGCAUAGACAGUAGCCCGACAGCAGAACCAGAAGGCGCUUAUGACGAAAGGCCCCAGUUUACCAGCCGAGGCACCUUCAAUCCAGAGAAAGGCAAACAGAAACUUAAAGGGGCCAAGCAUUCAACCCUGAGGCACACCAGAGACAGCAGUGGACACAGCAGGGACCCACCAGACAUACCGCAACAGCUGGUAUUGUACGGCAGUAAUGAAUUCAUGGUAUGAAGGAUACUGGGACACCAAAGCACUCCCUAUUCAACUCCCUGGCAGGCAUGUUCUGAAUGGGAGGUGACACGAUGGCCACUCCUCAAAGCACUCUUGCUUAGCCUUUCUUUGUUGAAAUCUGCAGAGAAUUGUCCCCAAGUGCCGUGUACAGUGUUUCCACCUCCAGAGGGGGAAGAUGUUUUGGCAGAGGGACAUGAAUGAGUGGAAGGGCUCCUCUUCUGUGGACUAAACUGUCACCCGAGCUCUCACAGUGCCUUGGCAGCUCUUUUCUCAGCGCCAAGAGGAGACGCAGCGAGCAGGAGGACAGAGUAAAGGGAAUGUUGGAAUACGCGAAUGACCACUCAGCAUCAGGGAAUGUUAAGGAGCUGGAAAGCUGAAGCAGUGUACCACAGUAAAUAAGAAGAAAACCAGACAACGUCAGGAGUCGCUGAUGUUGCAGUGAACUUAUAGCUCACAAUUAUUAGCUGCUUAAUGAGUUUACAGUUCAUAACAAUCAGUGUAAACAGUGGUUGCUCUGUUAUUACAAAUGUAUUUUUCCCUUACAUUUAUUUAAUAAAUUUUAAUGUCACAGAAAUUCUUUAUAGCAUAUAAUAUACAGGUAUAAAUACUGUACAAAGCCGGAACACCAGCCUCUGCUGGGUAGUUGAAGUCAAAUAUUUAUCUUUUUUUUUUUUCUUUUUUUUUUGAGUAUCUUGGACAGAGAUGUACGGAUUUGGGCAGUGGAUGAUUUAUGUGUGUGUACAUGUGCCAAGCGCUCAUGAGUGACUGUACGUAUGUGUGAGAAAGAGAAAAACCACUCCAUGUGUUUUUAAGUUUUGUGCUGCUUUUUCCCUCUCCAAGGGAAAUACCGCCAUCAAAGGGACCAAGUUAGCUGGUGUGUAUUCCAGCCAAGGGGAUCCCAGCUCUGUAAAGAAUGUCGGAUGUGUAUAAAAUCCCUGCAUUCACUGCUUAACAGCCAUACAACACUUGUAAUGUACAGUACAGUUCAUAUGUACAGUAUAGUGAACAAAAAUGCCAUUCUAUUCUUAAAAUCUAUUGUUGCCCCCCACUCCCAAAUCCUUCUCCACCUCCUGUCUUUGAAGUGUUUGCUCAAUAGCAACCAACAAGACCAUA
This is a messenger RNA of Scomber japonicus (chub mackerel), 9102 nucleotides long. RefSeq names its product myosin IXAa (gene myo9aa). Bases 1 to 7989 code for a protein of 2662 amino acids. Lineage: Eukaryota; Metazoa; Chordata; Actinopteri; Scombriformes; Scombridae. Gene Ontology annotation, cellular component: myosin complex. Gene Ontology annotation, biological process: intracellular signal transduction. Gene Ontology annotation, molecular function: microfilament motor activity; GTPase activator activity; ATP binding. The transcript is spliced from 45 exons. The record is from RefSeq and is a predicted model, not a curated record.